Molecule: messenger RNA, 2104 nt
Organism: Gordionus sp. m RMFG-2023
Lineage: Eukaryota; Metazoa; Nematomorpha; Gordioida; Chordodea; Parachordodidae
Product: endoplasmic reticulum resident protein 44-like
Exons: 1
Coding region: 59-1528 (489 amino acids)
Biological process (GO): protein folding
Cellular component (GO): endoplasmic reticulum-Golgi intermediate compartment; endoplasmic reticulum membrane
Molecular function (GO): protein disulfide isomerase activity
Source: RefSeq, a predicted model, not a curated record
GAUAUUUAUAAUUUAAACUUCUGGAUUAAUUUAUGAUAAUUUCCAAAAAAAUUAACAUAUGAUGUGUAGAGCUUAUUUUGUAAUUUUUAUAUUUAUUAUAAAUCCCACGUUUGAAGAAGAUAUUUUAAAUAAUAACAUACAUGACAGAAAUAUACUUAUUGAAAAACAUGAUGUAAAAGUAAGCGAUAUCACACCGGGAGAAUUACAUUGGCCCACAGAAUUUUACUCAAACUCAAAUGCUCUUUUACCUGAAGGUCCAUUAGAAUUGAAUGAUGCUAUAUUUAAAGAUAUUAUUAAAUCAUAUGACCUUGUUUUUAUUAAUUAUCAUGCUGAAUGGUGUCCAUAUAGUAAAAUGUUAAAUCCUAUAUUUGAAGAAGCUUGGGUUGAAGUCAAGAAAAAAAAUCCUGAUGCCAAAGUUAUAUUUGCAAAAAUAGAUUGUGACAAAAAUAUGGCUACAUGUUCUGUUUCAAAUGUUUCCAAGUACCCUUCUCUAAAAAUAUAUCGUUUAGGAUCACCUAGAAGUGAAUAUAGAGGUCAAAGAUCCGUAAAUGCUAUUGCUCAAUACAUAAAUGAACAAAUAGAUUAUAGAGUUCAAAAUUUAAGCACAAUAUCUCAAUUAAAUUCAAUUCCUUUAGAUAAAUCAUCUGUCAUUACAUUCUUUAAUUUUCCUCCACCAUCUAUUUUUUAUAAAACACUUCAAAUGACUGGAUUUUUAAUGAAAGAAGAUUGCAAUAUAUAUGUUGCAGUUGGACCAGAAUUUCAAGAUAUUAUUCGUGGUUUGCCCAGUAAAUCAGUCUUCAAACCAGCUCAUGUAAAUGAAACUGAAACAUAUUCUGGUGCUAUUGAAGAUUUAGACAAAUUAAGUCAUUGGAUAUUUACUAAAUGCACACCUUUUGUGAGAGAAAUUACAAGGGAAAAUGCCGAAGAGAUAACUGAAAAGGGGUUACCAUUAUUGAUAAUAUUUUAUAAAAACAAUGAUCUUUCACCAUUACCUAUAUUUAAAAAAAUAGUUGAAUCUGUACUAUUUGAUGUGAGAGAUCAGAUUCAACCUGUAUAUGCAAAUUUUGAAUCUUUUAAACAUCCUUUAUACCAUUUAGGUAAAGCUGAAAAUGAUUUGCCUGUAAUAGCUAUUGAUUCAUUUGCUCAUAUGUUUCCAUUUCCUCACAAAUUUUCAGAUUUAGAUCCCAGUUUCAAUCAUAGUUCUCAUAAUCUUUUACUCACAUUUGUGAAUGAUUUGUUUUCUAAAAAAUUGCACAGGGAUUUUCAUGCAAAGUCUGAAGAAAUUUUUAAACAAAAUGUUAUUCAAUUUCAGUUUCAAGGAUUUGAUUUUGGAACUCCUGAACCUGAUAUCAACUCAAACCAAAUUGGCAAUUAUAAUAAUCAAGCUGACAAAUUACCAGCAUACCAAGUACCACAUGAUCAUCAAAAAAAAUUACAGAAGAAAUCUAUACCUGAGUCAAUAUUUAACAAACUUCAACCUUCAUAUACAAGAUACACCAUUUUAAGAAGAGAUAGGGAUGAACUAUGAAAAGCUAUUUAAUUAUAACUCAUCUUUUUUAUAUAUAAAUUGAUCCCAGUUUUAUUUGAUAGAAAUUCCCGAAUGAUACUUAUUCCAUCUUCACAUUAAUGAAUAUUAAGUUGAUAAUUCGUUAAAUAUAUAUUUUUUUAAAUAUCAUUAUCUCCAAGAAAAUUUGUUAUAUUUUGUUUCCAUUUAUUAUUCAUAUUUAUAUAAUUUAAAGUUUUGUUAAUAACAUUGUGAUUAUAAUAUAUAUUUGUAAAAAAGAUACUAUUAUUUACCUCACUGCUAUUCAACAUCAUUUUUAAAUUUUUUUUAUAUAUUUUUGAAUAAUUUUUCUCAUUUAAUAGGUAUGUUCUGGAAAUUAAAACAUAAAGUUGAUUCAAUGAUUUAGUAAACUUUAUUGAUUUUGUAAAAUUUGGAUAUUAUAAUCAAUAUCUAAAAUUCUUUUAAUUAAACAAAGAAUAUCUUUAUGAAAAAAACAUUAAUAUCUUUGUAUAAACAUUAUAUUAGGGCCAAAUGAAAAGAAUGGAUUCACAUAAUAUAAUAAAUUUAUUUAAAUUGUUUUUACUAUUUCACCAAAAUAUU